AUGACUGUCAAAACUGAAACAUCAAAAUCAGCUGAGGGCGAGAAAAUCGCAACUCCUAUACCUGAUCCCAAACCAAAAGAACAAACUCCAGAAGAACCAAAUACAAAAAAAAAUGAUAAUAAGGGAGAACUUUUAAAUGAUGAAAAUCAUAUUAAUGGACAAACUAUUAUUUCACGUGGACUUAGUGGACGCGUUAAAUGGUUUAAUGUUGUAAAUGGAUAUGGUUUUAUAAAUAUUGAUGAUGACAAAGGUGAUAUUUUUGUUCAUCAUACAGCAAUUAUUAAAAAUAAUCCCAAUAAACAUUUGAGUUCUCUUGCUGAUGGUGAAGAGGUUAAAUUUGAUGUUGUUUCAGGAAGAAAAGGACCUGAAGCAGCAAAUGUUACUGGACCAAAUAAUACUCCGGUAAAAGGAUCUGUUCAUGCUGAUUAUCCUCAUAAGUUAAGAAGACAAAUGAGAGCUAAUAAAAAAUUUUAUAAAAAAUUAAAGAAUGAAAAAGAUGAUAAUGAGGGUGAAAAAAAAAAUGAUCAACCAUCGGAAAAUAAAACUGAAAAUAAGGAGAAAACGUCUCGUCAACGUAAUACAAAUUCAAGAAAUUAUAGAAAAAAACCUGAAGAAGGUGGACAAAAAACUGAAGUUAAACAAAGACAAUAUAAUAAUGAACAAAGAUCAUUCCAAAAUAAUGGUCCAAGACGUGGUGGACCACCAGGAAGAGGUCGUAAAAGUGGUAUGAAACGUGGACAAUCAAAUAAUGCACCACAAAAAUUGUAA
This is a messenger RNA of Strongyloides ratti, 768 nucleotides long. Its product is annotated as Ypsilon schachtel. Gene Ontology annotation, biological process: regulation of gene expression. The coding region runs from base 1 to 768 and encodes 255 amino acids. The record is from RefSeq and is a predicted model, not a curated record. The transcript has 2 exons. Gene Ontology annotation, cellular component: nucleus. Lineage: Eukaryota; Metazoa; Nematoda; Chromadorea; Rhabditida; Strongyloididae. Gene Ontology annotation, molecular function: nucleic acid binding.